This is a messenger RNA of Staurois parvus, 1219 nucleotides long. The record is from the annotation of a GenBank genome assembly. Lineage: Eukaryota; Metazoa; Chordata; Amphibia; Anura; Ranidae.
AUGGCGCAGCAUGACUUUGCUCCAGCCUGGCUUAAUUUCCCUACACCGCCACCCUCCACAAAGACCUCUUUAAGCAGUGACAAACAUUCUGAAAAUGUGGUGCGUCCAGACAGUCGCUACGGUGUAACUCGCAGACGUCACAAUUCAUCCGAUGCAUUUGAUGCUUCUCUUGGUCGUUCAAAUGGAGGUAAUUUUGGAAGAAAAGAAAAGAAUGGGUGGCGUUCACAGGGCAGGAAUGGAUCGGAAAAUAUAAAUCACAACGGUACUUCUAAUGGUACGGGCUCCCGAUCUCGAAGUAGCACAUUCCAUGGAGGUAAAAACCCAUGGGCAUCGUGAAGGCAGCUCUUUAGAGAAUGAAACAACACGAAAAGAAGAUCGUGAAAAACGCAAGCAGUUUGAAGCUGAAGAUUUUCCUUCUCUAAAUCCUGAGCAUGACAAAGAAGUGAACCAAAACAAGUCUCUCUCUGCUGGAGUGUGGGAAUACCCUUUGAAUUCUAAAUCUAGAAGUUCUCGAAUGCUGGUCAUUAGAAAAGGGAUGAAAGAUGAUUUUUCAUUGUCUGGGUAUCCGAUUACAACAAGUAGUACCCGCAUUCCACCCGCGAAGAAUGGGAUGGACAUCUCUAAGGAUCUAGAAGCCAAGGAUUCUAGUCCUACUAAGGAGAACAGUAAUGGACUAUUGGACGAGAACAAGAUUGAAACUUCUAAUGAAACCUUCAGGUCAAAUAAAACUGUUCAUAAUGACUUGACAGAUGCAUCUCAGACUUCAGUACAAGAGGAAGUUGAUUCUUCCAGUUUUUCGAAUAGAAUAAACAUUUGUCAGGAACAUGACAUCAACUUGAAUUUUGAAAAGAGGGAAAUCCCUCAGGGGAACGGAAAUUCCUUCACUUCCAGACAAAUUACACGGUCUUCUACUUUCCCUCAGGAGGUUGUUCUGUCAAGUUCACUGGAAGCAGAGCACAGGCUGUUGAAGGAAAUGGGCUGGCAGGAAGACAGUGAAAACGAUGAGAUCUAUGCACCACUAACAGAAGAUGAGAUGAGGGAGUUCCAGGUCAUAAGUCAGCAGCUGCAGAAGAAUGGGCUGAGGAAGAAUAGUCUCCUGAAAAAUGGGCUUUCAUUUGAAUUAAAAUUUGACCCCUGGAGACACAGUACUUUCACAACCACAGAUGAGAAUGAUGACACUGAGACCAGUAGCAGUGACACAUCAGAUGAUGACUUCUGA